Molecule: messenger RNA, 1080 nt
Organism: Mya arenaria
Lineage: Eukaryota; Metazoa; Mollusca; Bivalvia; Myida; Myidae
Exons: 5
Coding region: 82-543 (153 amino acids)
Biological process (GO): Notch signaling pathway; protein ubiquitination
Source: RefSeq, a predicted model, not a curated record
UUUGUUUAGGCACGGCUGAAAGCAGAGGAGGAGUUAAAACGCACGGAAGAAGACUUGGCUUACUUUAAACGGGAAUGCGGCAUGGUCCAAAAGCAGUAUCGACAGGCCCAGAAAUGCAUUUACUGGAAACAGCCCACUGGAUCAUUGAAGGUCGAGGUCAGCCAGGAACAACGGUUUCCUAUCGGUAUUUCAUUCACAUUCAUGGAUGGCCUUCAGACGCGAUACCAGCCGUUCCCUGGGCAACCGUAUAAAGGCAGCACGUUCGAAGGACGUUUGAAAAACGACAGUGAGGGUGUGACAGUAUGUGGGAUGUUGAAGACGGCGUUCAAAAGAGGGCAGAUGUUUACUAUUGGGAAGGACGGGAGUGUUGGACUGGAUGGCAUCUCAAUGUUUGAUAGUCCAUUGUUGGCGAAAGUAAGUCGUUCGCGCUAUGUUAAAUACAUAGAGAAGGUGAAAGCAGAGAUGAAAGCCAAAGGCAUCACAGAGGCGAACAUAGAUGAGACAGAGAAGUUGGAAGAAACUUUCAGUGUCGCUGGUCCGUAGCUUUCAUCGGGUUUCUGUUGGCGAUAUUCUCUCAGUCAGUCGAAAUCAGUUUUAAAAUCUGCUUGCUAGUUAGGUUAUGUGAUUAUUAACCAGUUAACGAAAUAAAUUAUAAUGUAAGAUUGAAAAAGAAUGUAAACGCGACGGAACAAGCCCUGUAAAUAAUAACGUUUACCGAUGUAGAUAAAUAAUAUAGGGAUCAUCGGUUAGAAAACAGACGCAAGCAUAUCAACAAAUAUUAAUAUGAACUAGGGAAUACUAUAUACUCUGUACUUUAUUUUAUUUUACUAAAGUUUGUUAGGUAAUCAUCACGUGUUUAUCGUCAAUUACGGACAUAACAUAAUAUUUUGUACUUGUAAAUGUGGUACUUUUUACGUGGUGCUACCGUGAACAUUGUACAUGAAUGUUGCUACGUAGAAAGCGAGUCUUAGUUAGAGUACAUAAUUAAAGUGAAAUUUCGCAAAGGACUUUUCCUCUCAAACCCCACUUAUCUUAAACAUGUAAUACACGCAAUGUUAUGCAACCACUUUGUCAUUAUAA